Messenger RNA from Drosophila ananassae, 1557 nucleotides. RefSeq lists its product as uncharacterized. The record is from RefSeq and is a predicted model, not a curated record. The transcript is spliced from 5 exons. Bases 216 to 1514 code for a protein of 432 amino acids. NCBI's taxonomy places the organism in Eukaryota, Metazoa, Arthropoda, Insecta, Diptera, Drosophilidae.
AAUAUUCCAAUCAAAAUACUUUUUUAGGAGCAGGCUACGCCACAUGGUUCUUGGAACUCUUGUACAUAUAUUCCCCAAAAAAAUUGAUUAUUUUGGUCUACUAUAGAGUCGUAGAAGAAAUCCCCUAAAGAGGCUUCACCCCGAUUAGCAUUUGUAACGUUUUUUCAUUAUUUGGCCAAAAGGCAGUGGAGUUGACAGCCGUUUGUUAUUGUUCCAUGGCGAUGUCGCCAUCUGUUCGCAGCUGUUUUUUCUUUGGCUUUCAUGUACAUCUUCGGGUUGUUUAUUAUUUUGUUGGUUGGAAAGCGGAACAAGCCAUUAACAAAAUGUCUCUCCUGACGGACGCUCGAUGCUUUUUUGCCAGCAUUGCAUUUUCCAUUUUAUUGGAUCGAUGCGACGGCCUUGGUGGCCUUAGUCUGAUCGGGAUUGCAAAUAUUCAGGACCUGCCACCGGCCGAGGGUCAAAUCCGAAUCCUGCUGUUAACUCUCCUGGGCAUUGGUUUUCUUAUGUUCCUCGGCUGUUUGGGAUGUAUCUGCUGCUUCUGCCGGAUGUCCCCGACCGCCUCAUCCAAGUCGGAUGGCCUCGAUGUCUAUGCCCCGCGCACCCAGAGCAUUGUGUGGCCCACUCUCCCCCAAGAAGCCGCCAGGGUUUUGGAUAUGACCUUCCGACAUGUCCCCACCCCAGGUUGUCCCUGUCGCACUUGCCGUUCGAACAGAAAUUCCUCCUGCAUCGAAAAUUGCGGUGCCAUCACUCAGUCUGUUUUAUGUUUAAUUCUACAGGACUGGCCUUGGCCAAGGCCCGUUUUGGGCCCGAACCGUUUAAGUUUGUUCAGUUGCCUUCGAACGGCAGUCGCAUUCAGCAGCAGCAUGCGGCAAAGUGGCAAGGAAAGUGCCGCCAGGUGGCUGUUUUUGGUGGCAACCUCAAUCACCUGGCUCCAACUGAUGAAAACCGAUGACAACUUUACGGACUUUGACUGGCUGAACGAGACGCAGCUGUUGCAGCUGUACGAGUACGAGUACGAUGAAAGUGAGAAUGAAACUUUUGAGAAUUUCACGGAAUCUAGUGAGGAUUUGCGGGAGCUGGUGCAUAAUUUUAUUAUUGAGAACAAUAGCACAGACAUUGGCGACAAUACCAAUAGCACAGACAAUAGCAACAGCACCAACAAUAGCACCAUCAGCAGAAACACCGACAACAACAGCAGCAUCCCUGAAGAAAAAGUCCCAUUCGAAGAAACUCGAAAAAGUCACCACAUGUCUCGGGUCUUGAUUAUGGCCCUUUUUCUACACAUAGCUCUUAUAGGAGCUGGCAUCACUAUCUACAGCUGUGUUUAUUGCAAAAUGCAGACCCUGAAGCUACGGAGAAGGUCAUUAGAGGCUCGACGGCGCCUUCAGCUAAUGAGGAUGCAGACGCAGCAUGUGCCCAAUAUCGGAGAAUGUCCUUGCCACGGCUGCAUUAUGGCCAGGGAGAUGGUGCAGGGCCUAAUCAUGCAACAAUUUCAGGAACUGGUUGAAUGUUAAGUUUCGAUUCAAAUCGAUACAAUAAAUACGAAACUAGAAAAUA